This is a messenger RNA of Nymphaea colorata (pocket water lily), 2820 nucleotides long. RefSeq names its product cullin-1-like. Gene Ontology annotation, biological process: ubiquitin-dependent protein catabolic process; protein ubiquitination. NCBI's taxonomy places the organism in Eukaryota, Viridiplantae, Streptophyta, Magnoliopsida, Nymphaeales, Nymphaeaceae. Bases 203 to 2437 code for a protein of 744 amino acids. Gene Ontology annotation, cellular component: cullin-RING ubiquitin ligase complex. The transcript is spliced from 20 exons. The record is from RefSeq and is a predicted model, not a curated record. Gene Ontology annotation, molecular function: ubiquitin protein ligase binding.
UUUCUUCCCUGUUGGGUAUCUUUUGGGGCCAGGCGUCGGACGGGAGAGAGAGAGAGAGAGAGUGACGACGCCUCGAUCUCCCGAGUCCUCUUUCUACUCUCUCUCUCUCUCUCUCAAUCUCUUUCUUGAUCUCGUCUCUGCGAGGGACGGGCGCUCUGCUCUGGUUGUGAAUUCGGUCUAGGGAAGCUGGAGUUGCGGUAACAUGACGAUGAACGAGCGUAAGAUCAUCGAUCUCGAGCAAGGAUGGGAAUACAUGCAAAAGGGGAUCACCAAGUUGAAGAACAUUCUGGAGGGUCUUCCGGAGCCGCAAUUCAGUUCGGAAGACUAUAUGAUGCUCUACACUACAAUAUACAAUAUGUGCACUCAGAAGCCGCCUCAUGACUAUUCGCAACAGCUUUACGACAGAUAUAAGGAGGCUUUCGAAGAGUACAUUACUUCGAAGGUGAUGCCAUCUCUGAGGGAGAAGCAUGAUGAAUUUAUGUUGAGGGAACUUGUAAAAAGGUGGUCAAAUCACAAAGUUAUGGUUCGAUGGCUUUCACGAUUCUUCCAUUAUCUUGAUCGCUACUUCAUUGCUAGAAGGUCACUUCCACCCCUCAAUGAAGUUGGCCUCACAUGCUUCCGUGAUCUGGUCUACAAGGAGAUCAAUACCAAAGUCAGAGAUGCUGUAAUUGUUUUGAUUGAUCAAGAGCGGGAAGGAGAGCAAAUUGAUAGGGCAUUGUUAAAAAAUAUUCUGGACAUUUUUGUGGAGAUAGGGAUGGUCAGUAUGGAUUGCUAUGUGGCUGAUUUUGAAGAUGCCAUGCUUUGUGAUACUGCUGCUUACUAUUCUCGGAAGGCUUCGAAUUGGAUCUUGGAAGAUUCUUGUCCUGAUUACAUGCUAAAGGCUGAAGAGUGCUUGAAACGAGAGAAAGAUAGAGUGACACACUAUUUGCAUGCAAGUAGUGAACAGAAGUUGUUAGAGAAAGUGCAACAUGAGCUACUAUUUGUCUAUGCAAGUCAGCUUCUUGAAAAGGAACAUUCUGGAUGUCAUGCUUUACUUAGAGAUGACAAGAGAGAAGAUCUUUCAAGAAUGUUCAGGCUCUUUAGCAGAAUAAACAAGGGUUUGGACCCAGUUUCUCUUAUAUUUAAGCAUCAUGUUACGGCUGAGGGGAUUGCCUUGGUAAAACAAGCAGAAGAUGCUGCAAGCAGCAAGAAGGCCGAGAAGAAGGAUGUCGUUGGUUUGCAAGAACAGCUUUUUGUUAGAAAAGUUAUUGAGCUCCAUGACAAGUACUUGGACUAUGUCAACAACUGCUUUCAGAACCACAACCUUUUCCACAAGGCGCUCAAAGAAGCUUUUGAGAUAUUCUGCAACAAAGGUGUUGCAAGCAGCUCCAGUGCCGAGUUACUCGCAAAUUUCUGUGAUAAUAUACUCAAGAAGGGCAGUAGUGAGAAACUUAGUGAUGAAGCCAUUGAAGAGACACUUGAGAAGGUUGUGAAGCUCCUUGCAUACAUCAGCGACAAGGACCUUUUCGCGGAGUUUUACAGGAAAAAAUUGGCAAGAAGGCUUUUGUUUGAUAAAAGUGCGAAUGAUGAUCAUGAGAGGAGCAUUUUGACGAAGCUAAAGCAGCAGUGUGGUGGGCAGUUCACCUCAAAGAUGGAGGGAAUGGUGAUGGAUUUGACACUGGCGAGAGAUCACCAAUCUCACUUUGAGGAAUAUCUUAGUAACAAUCCCAACGCAGAUCCUGGCAUAGAUUUGGCAGUCACAGUGCUUACUACAGGAUACUGGCCUAGUUACAAAUCCUUUGAUUUGAAUCUUCCUGCAGAGAUGAUCAAAUGCGUAGAGGUUUUUAAAGAGUUCUAUCAAACAAAAACGAAACAUAGGAAGCUUACCUGGGUAUACUCUUUGGGAACUUGUAAUAUCAAUGGCAAGUUUGAACCGAAGACUAUGGAGCUUAUAGUGACAACCUAUCAGGCAUCCGCACUGCUGCUUUUUAAUGCGUCAGACAAGUUGACCUAUUCUGAGAUUAUGACUCAACUGAACUUGACAGACGAUGAUGUGAUUAGGUUACUUCAUUCAUUGUCCUGUGCAAAGUACAAGAUCCUUAAUAAGGAGCCCAACACAAAAAACGUUUCCCAAAGUGAUACCUUUGAAUUUAAUCCAAAAUUUACCGACAAACUGAAGAGAAUUAAGAUUCCUCUCCCUCCUGUUGAUGAGAAGAAGAAGGUUAUUGAAGAUGUGGACAAGGAUAGGAGAUAUGCAAUUGAUGCCAAAAUCGUGCGAAUAAUGAAAAGCCGCAAAGUUCUUACUCACCAAGAGCUGGUAUCGGAAUGUGUUAAGCAGCUUGAGCGCAUGUUCAAGCCUGAUAUCAAAGCAAUCAAGAAAAGGAUUGAAGACUUGAUCACGAGGGAUUAUCUUGAAAGAGACAAGGACAAGUCCAACACUUUUAGAUACUUGGCUUGAUCCAGUACACUGAUUUGUUCAUGAAAGGGAGCUAACUCUGGUUUCCUCUCGGAGGUAGUUACUGGAAAAGUUGGGAAUCUGUGGGAAGACGAUGGCUACUCGAGAUGAAAGCAGCCUUAGUCCUCAUCAUAAUCCUUCUCUGUAAACGGCAUGUUCAAGCUGCUGGAGUGAAGAAAAUCCUGUCAGUACCGACCAUGCCGAUGGUGUAAAGUGUUAAUGAGAAAGUUUUUGCAGCCGGCCACAUCGUCAUUUGUUUUGCCAGAUUCUCUUUGUCCUUGCUUUCCAUGUUGUCCUCCACCAGAUAAAAUUAAAAAAAAAAAAAAAAACGCCUGUAUUAUUUCAUCAUAUAGUUGGUUAUUAUCCUUGUAGCUUGCAUGCUUUUA